Gossypium raimondii (Peruvian cotton) is the source of this 2402-nucleotide messenger RNA. RefSeq names its product calmodulin-binding protein 60 A. NCBI's taxonomy places the organism in Eukaryota, Viridiplantae, Streptophyta, Magnoliopsida, Malvales, Malvaceae. Gene Ontology annotation, molecular function: DNA-binding transcription factor activity; sequence-specific DNA binding; calmodulin binding. Gene Ontology annotation, biological process: regulation of salicylic acid biosynthetic process. The transcript has 7 exons. The record is from RefSeq and is a predicted model, not a curated record. The coding region runs from base 337 to 2106 and encodes 589 amino acids. Gene Ontology annotation, cellular component: nucleus.
UUUGGCAUUGCGGUUAAACUCGAAGAAAGGAAAGAGAGAAAAAAGAUAAUAAUAAAAUGAAAAGAGUUUUGCGGCGAAGAAGCAUCCCAGAUUCCGCCAAAUUCAGGCAAUGGAUAGGAAAGUGAGAUUAAAGUGCUAGGUUGCUUUUGCCUUUACUUUUUAUUUUUAUUCUUUUGGAUUUUACUCAUUUGAUUAGCAGUUAUUUAUGAAUGAGUAGCUUAUAUAUGUAUAUGUGAACUCCCCCGGGCUGUUUCAUGAUUUCAUUUUAUUAUUGAAGUGGCGCAUGGUGGGUUCUUUGGCUGUUAUUGUUGUUGUUGUCGUCUAGGUGUUUGUUAAAUGAACCUAAUCGUUUACCACCAUCGAUACCGCUUAGCUUUUGGGGUGUUUUUGUUGUUGGAGUUAGUAGUAGUAAUGUCACAGAAAAGGCCCCAGGAGGAUGGUAAGGCUCGACCGUCUGAAGGGAACAGUCCUGAUCAAGAUAAACGGAGAAGGGUUCCAACCUUGAGAAAUGUGGUUCAGGAGGUGAUGAAGUUGCAGUCUGUCCAACAUUUGCUGGAGCCAGUUUUGGAGCCAUUGAUUCGUAGGGUGGUCAAAGAAGAAGUUGAAUUGGCUCUUAGAAAGCAUUUGAAUAAUAUGAAAAGGAAUGGUGGGAAGGAGGUAAAUUCUUCUGAGUCAAGAAGCUUACAACUCCAAUUCUUAAAUAAUCUCUCCCUUCCUGUGUUCACUGGAGCUCGAAUUGAGGCAGAAGAUUGUUCUACCAUAAAAGUGGCUAUAGUUGAUGCUCUUACUGGACAAAUAGUUACCUCUGGUCCGGAGUCUUCUGCCAAAGUAGAAGUUGUAGUCCUUGAGGGAGAUUUUGAUGGUGAUGAGGAGGACAACUGGGCGGUUGAAGAGUUUAACAAUAACAUUGUAAAAGAGAGAGAAGGAAAGAAACCUCUUCUUACCGGAGAUGCAUUUCUAACUCUCACCGAGGGCAUAGGUUUAGUGGGUGAGAUUUCAUUUACAGAUAAUUCAAGCUGGACUAGAUGCCGUCGUUUCAGACUUGGUGCUAGAGUUGUGGAUGGUUCUGGUGGCACUAGAGUAAGAGAAGCAAAGACAGAAUCCUUCAUUGUCAGGGAUCACCGUGGAGAAUUAUACAAGAAGCAUCAUCCUCCAUCUCUUUCUGAUGAAGUAUGGAGAUUAGAGAAAAUUGGCAAAGAUGGGGCUUUCCAUAAGCGCUUGAGUCGGGAAAAUAUCAACACUGUUAAGGAUUUCUUGACCAUGCUCUGUAUAAAUCCUCCAAGGCUUCGACAUAUCCUCGGCACUGGUAUGUCUGCUAAGAUGUGGGAAAUCACCGUGGAGCAUGCUCGAACAUGUGUGCUUGAUAAGAGGAGGCACGUGUAUUGCCCUCCUGGUUCUCAACAGAAAUCUGGUGUGGUCUUCAACGUCGUGGGACAAUUGACAGGACUACUUUCAGAAUGCCAGUACCUUACAACUGAUAAGCUAUCAGAAACUGAGAAGAUUGAAGCUCAAAACUUGGUAAUUUCUGCAUUUGAACAUUGGGCAGAAGUCAUCUCGUUUGACGACGAAGCCUCUCUCAUAAGUAGUUGUUCAAAAUUAGCUAAGAUUCCUUGCACAAACUCUGCCAAGACAGAGAAUUCUAAUGGUAGCAAGGUUUUGGCUUCUCAAAAGAUGGAUGGAUAUGAUUAUGCUCAAACAAGUGCUUCUUCUCCCGAUAUCAUCUCAACCAUCUAUUCAGUUUGGGGUAUGGGUGGAUUGGAGGAUUAUGCCCUGCAUGGUAUCGAAAACCCGGAUCUUAGAUAUGACCAAACAUUGAGUUAUCCUGGCCAAGUCAAUAAUUCCCUAACGUGUGACGCAGAUAUUUCUCAGACUUUUGGUGACGAGGAUCAUCUUGGAUAUUUUGAUGGUGAUCUUCAUUCCCAGGGCCUUGGUUUGGAAUCACAAGCGGAUCUACAAACUGCUGUUGACGGAUUCCUUGUGCAACGUAAAGUUGCUGACCAAGCGAAGAGUAGAUGGACCAAGGUUUUUAGUGUACUGAAGUGGUUCUCUAUCAAAAGAAAAGUUAAAGAAAAAUUUCUAGGUCUGAGAUAUGGCACUGGACUUUAAUACUUUUACAGGUGCAGUCGGAAAUAGUAGGGGGGAGCCAAGUGCUGCCUUAUUGAAUUUUGGUUGGUUAUAGAAUUGAAGAGGUUGAAGUAUCCUAGGUUCACACCAUACAGCUGCUUGUUUACAAAUCCUUGGUGGAGGUCAGAAAUGCAGUACUCUGUAUCAUAUUACACUGUAAAUAUUAUAUUGAUGGGCAACACAGAAUUUCGCAGAUUUUUAGUUGUAAAUUAUCACUGUUGCUUCAGUGGAAGCAUGGACCAUGCAUGAAUGAAAUGCUUUUGUUUGAUAACUGCAAA